ACAAAGCCGCGGGAGCCGUCUUCGGCGGCGGCCCGAUGCUCCGGGGCUCGGGGACGAGCGCGGUCGGUCGGGCGAGGUUCCGGGGCCCGCGGGAGCAGCCCGCAGGGCCACCGCGAGCGCGUCCUCACGUCCCAAGAUGGCUUCGGGGUCCCCCGUGGCUGCCCAGACGCCCCGCUAGCCCGCAGCGCUCGAUUCUGGCGGCUGAUGGUACCUGGCCUGGUCCUAUCCUCUCCUGUCGCUCCCUUUCCUCUCAGCUUCCCAUCUCUGCUCCGAGGUGCGGGUCCCCGGCGCGGUGGGGCAGGAGGCGGCGGGGCGCUCCCUCCGGCCGGAUAGUGGAGUCUCGCUCUCAGUCAAAAUCUCCAACGGGAACUCCUGCUCGCGUAAAAUCAGAGAGCAGGUCAGGAUCUCGUAGUCCAUCACGGGUUUCCAAACAUUCUGAAUCCCAUUCUCGAUCAAGAUCAAAAUCCAGGUCAAGGUCAAGGAGACAUUCUCAUAGACGCUACAGUCGGUCCAGGUCCCACUCUCAUAGGAGACGAUCUCGAAGUAGAUCCUAUACGCCAGAGUAUCGUCGACGAAGAAGCCGGAGUCAUUCUCCAAUGUCUAAUCGCAGAAGACAUACAGGCAGCAGGGCGAAUCCAGAUCCCAAUACUUGCCUGGGAGUGUUUGGCCUCAGUUUGUACACAACAGAAAGAGAUCUUCGUGAAGUAUUUUCUCGAUAUGGACCGUUGAGUGGUGUCAAUGUAGUUUAUGAUCAGCGAACUGGCAGGUCACGUGGAUUUGCUUUUGUGUAUUUUGAGAGGAUAGAUGACUCUAAGGAGGCUAUGGAAAGAGCAAAUGGAAUGGAGCUGGAUGGUAGAAGAAUUCGUGUGGAUUAUUCUAUAACCAAGAGAGCUCACACACCUACACCAGGCAUUUACAUGGGCAGACCAACUCAUAGUGGUGGUGGAGGUGGUGGAGGAGGAGGAGGUGGCGGAGGCGGCGGUGGUGGUAGACGACGAGAUUCUUACUAUGAUAGAGGAUAUGAUCGAGGCUAUGACAGAUACGAAGAUUACGAUUACCGGUACAGAAGAAGGUCGCCUUCUCCUUAUUACAGUCGGUAUAGAUCACGGUCAAGAUCUCGUUCCUAUAGCCCAAGACGCUAUUGAUAAUGAUAAUGGAGUGGUUGUGGCUAAGGACUCUUUCCCUCCUUUUUCUUUUUGAUUCUGGAUUUCCAAGCUUAUGCUUCCUAGUCCU
This is a messenger RNA of Chionomys nivalis (European snow vole), 1233 nucleotides long. It is a transcript of the gene Tra2a, whose product is annotated as transformer 2 alpha homolog. The record is from RefSeq and is a predicted model, not a curated record. The coding region runs from base 36 to 1145 and encodes 369 amino acids. Gene Ontology annotation, molecular function: RNA binding. NCBI's taxonomy places the organism in Eukaryota, Metazoa, Chordata, Mammalia, Rodentia, Cricetidae. Gene Ontology annotation, biological process: positive regulation of mRNA splicing, via spliceosome. Gene Ontology annotation, cellular component: spliceosomal complex. The transcript is spliced from 8 exons.